Molecule: messenger RNA, 1884 nt
Organism: Aureobasidium uvarum
Lineage: Eukaryota; Fungi; Ascomycota; Dothideomycetes; Dothideales; Saccotheciaceae
Source: the annotation of a GenBank genome assembly
AUGAGAUCCGCUAUCCUUUCUCUCGUCGGCGGUGCCUCGACCGUCCUCGCUGCUGCUCGUGGUUUCAACUAUGGCUCUCAAGGCAACACCCUAGAGACUUACGAGGCUCAGUUCCGCACCGCACAAGGUCUUGACACCACCAGCGGUUGGGGAUCUGCCCGCCUCUACACCAUGAUUCAGGAAGGCACAGCCAACACUGUCAUCAGUGCCAUUCCUGCUGCCAUUGCCACCAACACCACCCUUCUCCUUGGUCUCUGGGCGUCCUCGCCUCAGGAUGUUUUCAACAACGAGAUCACUGCUCUUAAGAACGCCAUCAACCAGUAUGGCUCUGCUUUCUCUGAUCUCGUUGUCGGUAUCUCGGUCGGUAGCGAAGACCUUUACCGCACCUCGCCUACUGGCAUUCUCUCCAACGCUGGUACCGGCCAGUCUCCUGACGUUCUUGUCAACUACAUCGGUCAAGUCAAGUCUGCCAUCUCUGGUACUGUUCUUGGUUCAAAGCCCGUAGGACACGUCGAUACUUGGGAGACUUACACCAAUGGAUCGAACUCUGCUGUUGUUGCUGCUGCCGACUUCAUCGGACUCGAUGAGUACCCUUACUACGAAAACACCGAGCAGAACUCUGUCUCCAACGCCAAGAACUUGUUCUUCUCCAAGUACGACGCCGUCGCUGGUGUCGCCAACGGCAAGCCCAUCUGGAUCACCGAGACCGGUUGGCCUACCUCCGGUCCUACCGAGAACCUGGCUGUCCCUAGCGUUGACAACGCCGAGACCUACUGGAAGGCUGUUGCUUGCGAGUUGAUCAGCCGCAACAUCCCUACUUGGUGGUACAUUCUCCAGGACUCUGCCUCUCCCAGCUUUGGUAUCGUCCAGUCUGGUGAACAGCCCAAGUACGAUCUCUCUUGCCCCAGCGUCGCCACUAGCAGCUCGGCCGCUCCUACCAGCUCGGUCGCUAGCGCCACCAUGCCUACCUCCGCCGCCGUCAGCACCACUCUCGAUAUCAGCAACGCUGUUCCCUCUGCCAGCUACGCUGCAUCUGGUGUCACUAGCAAGGCUGCCGUCUCUUCGGCUGCUUCGUCGGUUGCCUCGGUCGCUCCCUCGGUCUCCUCUGCCGUCUCUGCUGCCUCAUCUGCUGCUGGCUCUGUCAUCGCAUCUGUUGCCCCCUCAUCUGCCGCAGGCACUACCGUCAUGCCUGUCACCACCAAGGCAGCCACCUCCGUUGCCGAUGAUGGCGAGACCGUCACCAUUUACUCCACCACUUUGAUCACCGUCACCAACUGCGGUUCUACCGUCUCGGACUGCACCAGUACUGGCAUGUCUACUGCUGUUUCUGCCAAGCCUAGUGUUACCUCUGCCGCCGCCUCAUCCGUUGUCCCCAGCGGUGGUGCUGUUGCCUCUGGAUGUCCUGCCGACAUCAACGGUGCUUACCAGUACCCUCACCUGAUCAUCCCUGUCGACUCCGCCAACCCCAACAAGGCCUACGGUACCCAGUACAACGGCACUGUCAACUCCAAGGUUUCUACCAUCUUCAACUUUGACAUCCCCGCCUCCUACGCUGGCAAGACUUGCUCGACUGUCUUCCUCUUCCCUCAGCUUGACCAGCUCGAGACCUCCAGCUACUCUUUCAACGACAAGGGUGGCUUCACCAUCGCUGUCCUGAACGGUGUUGCUGACCAGUCUACCACUUAUGCCAACGCUCCCGCUGUCGCCAAGCAGAUCGGCUCGGUCGACUCCCUCCAGCGUGGUUCUUCCCACACUCUUAGCCAGGAUGCCUGCCCUGCCGGCGCCAGAGUCUCGUUCGAGGUCACCUCCACUAACGGCCUUGACCUCGAGUGGUUCAACGACUACAACCCCUCGCCUCUGGGUCUUUACGUCCGUGCCUGCUAA